UUCAAAGACAUACUGCUGUAACCUCUUUGACUGUGCUGAGGAAUUGCGUGCCGUAGCAUCUGGCAGGAUGAAAAAGAUCGAUUGCAUGGUGACAGACUCCCUGGGGACUGUGUGCGAUGGGUCCCCAGAGCACCCAGGAGCCGAGGCAGAGGAAGGCGUCCCGCCAGGCAUGGAGCACAUCCAAGUGCGCAGACGCUCCAGUCGCACCCUUCAGCUUCCCCCGCUGGUCUUCCGGCUAGCCGAGCAACAUGACUGGAGCAGCAGAGAGAGUGAGUCGAUCGCCCGUCCCACCACCCUGGCUCUGCGCAUCCCCCCGCUCAUCGCCAUCACAUCUGCUGACGCCGGCAGCCUGUGCUUUCUUUGAUGGACUCUUUAAAGAGGCACAGCUGAAGGGUGUCUC
Messenger RNA from Pimephales promelas (fathead minnow), 400 nucleotides. The record is from RefSeq and is a predicted model, not a curated record. Lineage: Eukaryota; Metazoa; Chordata; Actinopteri; Cypriniformes; Leuciscidae.